This is a messenger RNA of Diaporthe citri, 687 nucleotides long. RefSeq lists its product as uncharacterized. NCBI's taxonomy places the organism in Eukaryota, Fungi, Ascomycota, Sordariomycetes, Diaporthales, Diaporthaceae. The transcript is spliced from 4 exons. Bases 1 to 687 code for a protein of 228 amino acids. The record is from RefSeq and is a predicted model, not a curated record.
AUGUCAGACGCUCAAAAUACCAGCGAGAAACUACGACAACAUCAGGUGGUUCCUGAUGUACUGCCGAUAGGCCUGGACAUUUCAUCCAGUCUGACAAUCAAAUGGCCCAACACUGUCCUGGACGCUCCUGGGAAGGAGUUAGAUCGCGAAGAGACUCAACCCCAGCCGAAGCUUUACUUGGACCCCUCACCUUCCGACAACCAUAAUGACUAUGUGCUCAUCAUGACUGAUCCGGACCUCAUGGCCGAAAAUGAUGCCAACUUCGGUCAAGUCCGGCAUUGGCUGGCCACAGGCAUUUCCAUAAGAGACGGCGGCGAGCUGGUAAUCCCCAGCGAGGGCAUCAUAUCGCCUUAUGUAGGACCAGCCCCGCUGCCGAAUUACAUCACCCCUCGACCACAUCGGUACACCUUCAUCCUUGCCCGCGGGUCAGGGAAGGUGGAAAUCACCCCGGCCGACCUUCGGGAGCUACAGAAGCCUUACCCUAUGGCUAUGUCGGGCAAACAGCACCCAGAUGUCCAAGAUCUGAAGGACCGCUGGGGCUUCAACGCGCACCAGCUUAUCAAGGACAAAGGCCUCCAAGUUGAGGCUGCUACCUAUAUGAGGGUGGGAGGAACCUUGAAGAGCGCCGCGGCCAACAUUGCGUUGACGGGUCAAGCGGUGGUAAAUAAAGUCACGGAGAGAUUGUAG